Messenger RNA from Pelagomonas calceolata, 1622 nucleotides. NCBI's taxonomy places the organism in Eukaryota, Pelagophyceae, Pelagomonadales, Pelagomonadaceae. The record is from the annotation of a GenBank genome assembly.
UUUUCGUCCCGCGGGCUUUGCUCAGACGGGGCGCCGCCGAGGCGUCGCGUGUGAGAGAGGCUGCCUAGCGCCUCUCUUCCCCUGUGGGGCUGCCGCGCGCGUCGGGGCGACGGGCGAAAGAAACUCGACGGCAAACGGGCUCCGGUGGAAAGUCCAGGGGCCGCGUCGCAGGGGCUGCCGGUGGAGCGUGGGGCGAGGCGUUGCUUUUAACCUGGCCCUCGCGCUGCGAGAUGCCGCGCUAUAGAGAGCGUGUCCCUUGCGAGAUGGAAGCGAGCCGUCCGGUGGUCAAAACACAGAUCCCUCGGAGACUACUGUGCUCCGGACUAGCGGCCUGAAAGACACUAGCCAAGCAAAAACAGCAGAGGCAUCUCCUCGCCUGGAUUACUCGCGGUAGACGCACGGUACGCGUCAACUGGAGCUUGUGGUUGCCUCCCAGUAGCCGUGACCAGCGAGCUUGCACGAGAGCGUGCGCGCAACCGCGCCUGAGCAAUAAAUACCCUGCUGCCUUAGAAACAGCAGACCAGCCAAAAGACCGCCGCCGCGCGCCAUCGACGCGCAGCAGUCCCACGAACCAUGGGCGCCGAGGCCUCGAGCUGCUUCGCCUGCUUCGAGGGCGACCACGGUCCUUAUGCGGACAGCCACCGCUACACGUGCUUCGAGGACUUGCAACUAGACAAGGAAUUAGGGCAUGGUGCUUUCUCGACGGUACGACUCGGCAUCAACCGCAAGAACAAGGACAAAUUUGCGGUCAAAGUCGUCCAUAAGUCCAAGUUGUCGAAGCAAGACAUCGACGCCCUCCACGUCGAGGUCGGUAUUCUCUCGAAGCUGAGGCACCCGCACGUCGUCAAGUACUUUGACUUUACGCAGGAUCGUUCUCAUUAUUAUAUCGUGUUGGAAGUGGUCGCGGGUGGCGAAUUAUUUGACAGAAUAGUACAGCGCGUCUACUAUUCCGAGAAAGAGGCUCGGGAUUUAGUCUGGGUCCUGCUAGACGUCUUGCACCACAUCCACGGCAAGAAAAUAGCCCACCGCGACUUAAAACCGGAGAACUUACUCCUCAAGAGCACCCAUAACGACCACGACAUCAAGUUAGCGGAUUUUGGCUUCGCGACCGAAUGUAAAAAACCCCUCAGGGAUCUCUGUGGUACCCCUGCUUAUGUCGCUCCGGAGAUCAUAAGAGAAAAACCUUAUGGGCUCGAGGUGGACAUGUGGUCCUGCGGCGUCAUCGUGUUCAUACUGUUGGGAGGUUAUCCGCCCUUCGACGACGCGAACGGCGUGUCGGACAUGUACGCCCAGAUUAAGAGAGGCGCGUUUACCUUCGACGAGAGGUACUGGUCCUCCGUCAGUUCGGAGGCCCAACUGUUCAUCAAGUCUUUAUUACAAGUGGACCCUUCCAAAAGACCUUCCGCAGCCGCGGCCAUGAACCACGACUGGUUCACGAAGCACGCGACCGAGCUGUCUACUACGGACCUGUCGAAGACGAUCGACAACAUGAAGAAGUGGAACGCCCGUAGGAAGUUGAAAGGAGGCAUCAAGGCCGUCAUGGCCUCGAACCGCGUCGCGGCGGCGGCGCGCGGCGGGCAGUAGUAGUGGGGUAGGAUUUCCCUAAAUCUAAGGAUAAUUAA